CAGAUCUGUACAUCUCGCCGUGACAGUUGAAGUUCUCGAGCAAAGUAGAGCUGAAACUCAUUAGAAAAACAGAGAUGGCAAAUAAAUCAAUGUCAAAAUAUGCAAAAUACCCGUUCACAACUUCACACCGAUAAUCAUUGUUCUGGAAUGUUAUUCAAAAUAAAGUGACAGAAAAACCAAAAAACAAAAAUUCGUUUUUUUUGUCUUAACAUAGUUAUAUUAAAAUUAAUGAAAAAGUAUCGUCAUGGCAUCUACAUCCAAUGAUAACGUGCCUCAACAUAUGAAUGCUCCAGAAAAUGCUUCUGAUGAACUUGAACCGGGUGCAUGUCAUGAUAGCAUACUAAACCCCACUGAUUCCUUUGAAGAGUUUGCAUCGGAGAUGAGUUCCAGCCUAAGAGAGACCUGCUUGACUACUAAGAGCAGUACUAUAAGUGAAAUACAAAGUGAAAUCUUGGAAACUGCUGAAGACCCUAAACUGAAAGCAGCGAAAUCAAGUGAUGAUUUACAAACAAAAGAUGGAUCAAUGUCAGCUUCAGCCAGCAAUUCGAACUUAAUUGAGGAGAAUGGAGAUGAUACAGAUGAUGAUAAAGACUAUCUACAGUCACCAGAACUUGUUAAUAAAGAGAAACAUGUGUUCAUACUUAGCACUGCAGGAAAACCUAUUUAUUCAAGAUAUGGCAACGAAGACAAGUUAGCUGGCCUGUGUGGUGUUAUCCAAGCUCUUGUCAGCGUAAUAGAAGAACAGAACCAGGAUAUAUUGAGGUUCAUCAACACGAAAGAUUGUAAAGCAGUAUUCCUUGUUAAGGGACCCCUAAUACUGGUUGCUGUUUCGAAAUCCAAUGAAAGUGAAACCCAAUUAGUUUUGCAGUUGACAUAUGCAUUCAAUCAAAUUGUUUCGCUGUUAACACUAACCCAACUGAAUAGAAUAUUUGAGCAGCGAAGGAACUAUGAUCUGAGAAGGCUACUGGCCGGAGCUGAAAGAUUGAUUGAUCAUUUGCUUGUGUUUAUGGAGAAAGAUCCUGCCUUUUUACUAGGUGCAGUCCGAUGCCUUCCUUUACCAGAAAAAGCCAGAGAGAAUAUCACGAAUGCAAUAACAACCACGUGCCACAAGAUUCGUGAUCUCGUCUUCGCUAUAAUGAUAGCUGGGAAUCAACUGAUAACAUUAGUGAGAAUGAAAAAAUACACCCUGCACCCUUCGGAUAUACAUUUGCUUUUCAAUUUAAUAAGGAGUUCGGAGUCAUUCAAAACGGCCGAGAGCUGGACGCCAAUAUGCCUUCCCAAGUUUGAUGCAACGGGCUUCCUGCACGGCCACGUGUCUUACAUAUCAGAGGACUGCCAGGCCUGUCUACUUCUACUGACCGUACAAAGGGAUGCAUUUACAACUUUAUCCCAAGCCAAACACACAAUAGCCGAGAAAAUGAGACGGGCAAACUGUUUAGUUGCCAUUAACAAUGCUUUAAACCGUAACGAAGAGUUGUCCACAACGAAACCCCUCAAGCACAUCGGCAUACCGGAAAUAAGGCAUUUUAUGUAUAAAUGUAAAUCAACAGCGCAGCUGUUCUCGUCGGAUCCGAUUAGUUUAGAUCGAUUACAAGAUUAUCGAUUAAGGCACAAAGAAGGGGGCGAUAUAGUCGAUAAGAAAAUAACAAAGUUGUCGGAUAUCGAUUAUGUUAGAAACUAUCGGAAGUUUUGUAAUCAGAUACAUUGUGUCGCGACGCCUGCUAAGCUUAUAUUCAGAUCGAGUUCACAAGACACAAUAUUGUCUUGGGUGACAAACGGUUUCGAAUUGUACGUGACGUUCGAUCCGCUUAUGGAGAAGGAUCACGCGAUCAAGGCCGUCGACCGACUCCUCAGGUGGAUAAAGAAAGAAGAGGAGAGGAUAUUCAUAAUGAACGCUCCGACCUUCUAGCCGAAGUCUUUCUUCAGCGGCAUCCUGAGGUCCGGCAGCAGAAACUCCAGCACCGAGGACUCUUUGGCCACUGAGGACGUGUUAUAAAUAAAUUAUUGCAUACCCGCAAGACACAUAGGUAUUUAAAAAAAAAUGAUUCAAUCUCACGUUUCUUAGGACUCUGCGUAUUGUGAGGUUUAUUGGGGAGAUGAAGGAGGAGGUGUGUGCGUUGGUUGAUUGUUGCGUGUUGUCCUCAGUAAACCUCAUCGGAGCGGUCAAUAAAAUUACUACGUAUAAUUUCAUGUUUAUUCGCGUCAGCGACCGCGGUGGAACCACUGACUGACUAACGUAUGUUGCUCAUUACGAUAACUGCAUAGUAAGCAGCUAAGCGGGCCGGGGUAUCAUUCCCCUACAGUAUCAUUAACAGAUAUACAGCUCGAUAGAUUUCGUAGUUUGAAAAUAUCUUCGGUUACGUUGUCUCUGUCAGUCGCUUGUGUUGAAAAGAGACAUCGUUGAUAUCGUUAUCCCUUUUCAGAGACGUAUUUGUGUGGGACAGAGACAUCGCGAUAUCGUUGCCUCUUUUUAGUGGUGUAUGCAACUUAACGUGUCGAGCAGUUUAUUCAGAUGACUUUUUAAUCGACUAUAUUAUGUCAAAUGUGGUCACUCAUUUAAUACCGCGAGAUUGGAUCCGAAGUUACUGAUGUUACUUAAAGUUAUACAAUACGAACAAAUCUAGACACAUUAUAUACUAUAUUUACGGCCUGGCCACGGGGAUCGGCGGUGCGAACAGCGAAGCGGUGGGCGAGGCGACCAUUCGCGCAGCACCGUUUGCAGGCCACGGGUACUCACGUUCGCCGCCGCGACUAGUAAGGAAGUCCGACAGCGAAAUGUCUAUAUCGAAAUUAUCUCGAUAUUGCUUACAAAUUAAUAGUUUUUUGGUUCAGGACCUAUUAUUUGGAAAAGAUUGUGAAGUACAUGAUUUGAAUAAGAAUCGGAGUAUACCUAUAGAUGGAGAAUUCCACAAGAAGUACAAGAAAUACUUUGGGUGGCUAGACUUCCAAAUAGCUGGUCUAGCUAGUAUUUCAGCUAUUUUAUUUUUUUAUUGCUUAGAUGGGUGGACGAGCUCACAGCCCACCUUGUGUUAAGUGGUUACUGGAGCCCAUAGACAUCCACAACGUAAAUGCGCCACCCACCUUGAGAUAUAAGUUCUAAGGUCUCAAGUAUAGUUAUAAUGGCUGCCUCACCCUUCAAACCGAAACGCAUUACUACUUCACGGCAGAAAUAGGCAGGGUGGUAGUACCCACCCGUGUAGACUCACAAGAGGUCCUACCACCAGUAAUUACGCAAAUUAUUAUUUUGAAGAUUUCAUUUUUAUCACACGAUGUUAUUCCUUCACCGUGGAAAUCAAUCGUGAACGUUGAGUGUUGUUGAGUACGUAUUUCAUUACAAAAAUUGGUACCCGCCUGAUAUUCGAACACCGGUGCAUCGCUCAACACGAUUGCACCGGACGUCCGUUAGGCCACGACGACUUUAAAAAUAUAAAAUAAAAAAUAAAUAAAAAAUAUAAAAAUUUCAGCGUUAAUUUUUCGCGGCGAAAACAACUAAACUCAUUUAAUCACUGCACUAUUCGCCGCGACUACCGCUCGACUCCGUGGCUCGCGCCGUCCGUAUUCAUGCAUUUGUUUUGCUCGCCCGCCGCAUCGCGCGAUUCGCUCGGUACAUUUCGCCGGUCGCUUCGCCGGUCGCCGGUGCGCGUGGCUUGUUAGGUACAUUUCUAUGCGCUUGUUUUAGUCGCUAGACGCUUCGCCGUUCGCACCGCGCGAAUAUUCGCAUCGGCGAAUGUCCCGUGGCCAGGCUGUUAUAUGUUGAUAACAAUGAAUUAAUGAAUUCGAUGGUGUCUACGUAUAAGAUUGAAAAUUAAAUAUAUAUAUAAUAUGUUUGACGAUUUUAAAUGCUACUUAUUAAAAUCCAUAGGACACAUAGAGCAGGUAACAUUAAUUAUAUCAUUAUUUUUAGUUAUGUAACCCUUACGUAUUAUUACUUGUAUCCGUUUUUAUACACAUCCACAAUAGGGGUGUGGAUACGGCUGUCAACGGUCCUACAAAUAACAAGUCUGUGUGGAUUGAAAUAUUAUUUUAUAUCAUCAGUGUGCUUAGUGCGAGUGUGUUAACGUUCUCGAUAGCGUAAAAGUUAACUCAAAUUUGUAUGCAACUGGAACAGCGCCCCUAGCGGCAAACGUAGGCAAACGUUCGAACUCCAUACAAAUUUGAGUUAACUUUUAUGCUAUUUAUGCUAUAAGGAACGUUAAAAACCUAAGCACACAGAUUAAUUUUGUUUGGCUAGAAAAAAAAAAUAUAUUUAUUUCUCUCAUUGUAAAAUUUAUCUGAUAGCCUUCAAGCCCGAAAUGUGAAUAUCUAAUGCAUCUAAAAAAAUGUCAUACAUAUUCCCUUUAAAAUAAUUUUUACAUAAAAGACAUACAUAAUUAAAUGAAUAGAAUAAUCACCCUUCCAGAGAUAAUCUAAGAAAAAAGGUAAUUUGCAAUUAUUUUAUUUCCACUAGUUGUUAAGCUACAAAAAAAAUCAUUAUUUGUGUAGCUGCACUAUUUGUUGGUACCAAAAAAAAAAUACACUGGAAAUUCGAUGCCCUUAAAGAUUCAUGCCUUAAAUAAGUACAAAAUGCUCUUUACAUGUUAGUCUUAAAGAUGUUACAUUAGUUAUUUAGUGAUGUAGAAAUAAUAUGGAGACCAAAAUUUUAGAUUCGUAAAUGAAUGAUUUAUCCUAUCAGGUCAUCCCCGGCAGUCAUGCUCCAAAAUAGAAAGUUUCACGGCAAUUAUGAAUUACCCUCAAAAACAAAUUAAUACACUUUUUUGAUAUUACUUAUAUUCAUCGAAAUUCGGGGUUUGCUGUAUCACUCACUGGUUUUGCAUUCGAUUUGUAAGUAAUAGAUGCUACAAACUAAAUUCAUAAAAUUUGUAUCCCUCAAUCAUUUUUCAUAUAUUAUUAAAUUAUAUUCAUGCAAACGUUAAUAAUUAAUAUUGUAAAUAAAAAAAACAAAUAUAACAAUAAACAUAUGCUCAUCAUGAAAUGUUAAAGUUUAUUUAUUUAAUUAAUUAAUAGCGUAUAAUCAUGUAAUGACUGUCUGUUUGUUUUAGAUAAAAUUAAUUAUUUCUAUAUUAUGUAUUAAUUAAGAGUUGUAUAUAAUAAUCGAAUCUAACUUUACAAAUUGUUAUAUACAGGGUUUUUAUGUCGAAGUAUCGUAUUAAAUAGAAACUGAACUCAAUAUAUUCGUUUGCAGAGGCAAGUAUAAAUUCAGCCAUUAUUAUUGUAUAUUUAUUAUCUUUUAAAUAAAUCAAGAUGCAAGGUAGCUUAAUAACCUAAAAGUACAUAUUAUUAUCCACAACACGCUUCGUCAGAUUAUAAUUUUUUUUAAUUCGCCAUUUUUAUUAAUUAACUCCUGUGGUGUACAUUGAAGCAGUUCCCUCGACACCAUGACUGAAUAGACAAACCCGACGAACAUAUUUUUUCACAUGCUACCAGCGAUAUUACCCGUUCCUUCGUUUUUUACUGGUGGUAGGACCUCUUGUGAGUCCGCACGGGUAGGUACCACCGCCCUGCCUAUUUCUGCCGUGAAGCAGUAAUGCGUUUCGGUUGGUAGGGUGGGGCAGUCGUUGUAACUAUACUUGAGACCUUAGAACUUAUAUCUCAAGGUGGGUGGCGGCAUUUACGUUGUAGAUGUCUAUGGGCUCCAGUAUCCACUUUACAACAGGUGGGCUGUGAUCUCGUCCACCCAUCUAAGCAAUAAAAAAUAAAAAAAGACGAUUCAUUACCGUUACAGCCAGUAACAAAAACUGAUUUUGAGAUUUGAUAACUUACCAUGAAUUAAAAACCAAACCUGUGUUUAUUUCUUUGCAUAAUUGCUGGUUAUAGGAGAAUUGUAAGUUCGUACUGGAAGUCACCACCAUCCUUACUCCAUUUGACUGGGUUUUCCAUUAUAUAGACAAAUGCAAUUUUAACCCCAUGUCACAUGUCAGGUGAUGAUAAUUACGUUGUGAUCAAAAAAGCAAUAAUUAGGAUAUUUUAAUUGAAUUUCUAUGUAAUAACUGUUUUGCCAACAGUACUUAAGUAUUUGUUUCUUAGUGAAUGUUACUUUCUUCGGAAGCGUGAAGAUUGCCAUUAGCACUAAAUUCUAGAUUUGACAAUCGCCAAAGCUUAUAAGUAUUAUAGAACAAGUAGCUUAAUAUAAAAAAAUCAUAUAUUUUGGAUAACUUAAAAAUUAAUGUUGAUGGUAGUUUAAAUAUGGGUCUGCGGAGGGACUUCGGUUCCCUCUGUAUUUUGUACCGAAUGUUCCAUGGGGAGUGCUCUGAGGAAUUGUUCGAGAUGAUGUUUCCCGAGCGCUAUGACAUGUCCUUCUUUAAAAGAGGCUUGUGGAGAGUAUUAAGCGGUAGGCAGCGGCUUGGCUCUGCCCCUGGCAUUGCUGAAGUCCAUGGGCGACGGUAACCACUCACCAUCAGGUGGGCCGUAUGCUCGUCUGCCUACAAGGGCAAUAAAAAAAAAAUUGUCUGGUUAUAUUAUCUUAGCUGUCUGAUAUUAUUAACAGUUUGGAUUUGGAUGAAAUUGAAACUUUAAACUCUCAUGUCUCCAAUUAGGCAUCAAUAUUGACAUCCUCAUUUUUAUAAUGAGACACCGGUGUGGACGAGUCCAGACAUCAUAAAUUACACACUAGAAUAAGAGCCAUCUUAUUUGUUCUAUAUGAAAAAGAUUCCCUAAUUUUUAUCCGUGAAAGUUAAUCAAAGGAGUCAUAAUUAGCUUGGAACUGCUUAUAUGGUACUGGAUUUGUUGUAUUAAAUCAAUGUUCUAUCUAAUAGUACUUAUUCAAUAAUCUAGUAAUGUUAAAAAUGUUUUUUUUUUAAUCAUCCGAACCUGUUGUCGUAUUUAUAAUAAUUUUAUAAAUUAAAAUAAUGUAACUUU
Messenger RNA from Bombyx mori (domestic silkworm), 6855 nucleotides. It is a transcript of the gene Mon1, whose product is annotated as protein SAND. Gene Ontology annotation, biological process: endosome to lysosome transport via multivesicular body sorting pathway; protein targeting to vacuole. The coding region runs from base 245 to 1909 and encodes 554 amino acids. Lineage: Eukaryota; Metazoa; Arthropoda; Insecta; Lepidoptera; Bombycidae. The record is from RefSeq and is a predicted model, not a curated record. The transcript has 7 exons. Gene Ontology annotation, cellular component: Mon1-Ccz1 complex.